Gekko japonicus is the source of this 2241-nucleotide messenger RNA. RefSeq names its product peroxisome proliferator-activated receptor alpha (gene PPARA). Gene Ontology annotation, molecular function: RNA polymerase II cis-regulatory region sequence-specific DNA binding; nuclear receptor activity; zinc ion binding. The transcript is spliced from 7 exons. NCBI's taxonomy places the organism in Eukaryota, Metazoa, Chordata, Lepidosauria, Squamata, Gekkonidae. The record is from RefSeq and is a predicted model, not a curated record. Gene Ontology annotation, cellular component: nucleus. The coding region runs from base 82 to 1518 and encodes 478 amino acids. Gene Ontology annotation, biological process: positive regulation of transcription by RNA polymerase II; regulation of lipid metabolic process; negative regulation of transcription by RNA polymerase II.
CUGGACUCAAACUUUGUUCUGCUGCUUCAAACCAACCACGGCUGCUCAGCUGGAUCUAAAAUCAGAAACGAAAUUUCAUGAAUGUCAGCUGACGUACCCUGCCUGACCAACAUGGUAGACACAGAAAGCCCACUUUGUCCCCUCAUUCCCUUGGAGGAGGAUGAUCUUGGAAGCCCUUUAUCUGGAGAAUUCUUACAGGACAUGGAGAACAUAAAGGAACUUUCUCCGUCAAUAAGCGGGGAUAGCUCAGGAGCGCUGAGCAUUACAGAUUUCCAGUCUCUGGGAAAUGGACCUGGAUCCGAUGGAUCGAUCAUUACAGAUUCUCUUUCGCCAGCAUCAAGUCCUUCAUCUGUGAAUCUUGUGACAGCUCCAGGUAGCAAAGAUGAACCACCUGGUGCAACACUAAACAUUGAAUGUAGAAUAUGUGGAGAUAAAGCUUCCGGAUACCAUUACGGAGUCCAUGCUUGUGAAGGCUGCAAGGGUUUUUUUAGGCGAACAAUCAGACUAAAGCUGGUCUAUGAUAGAUGUGACCGCAGCUGCAAAAUUCAGAAAAAAAAUCGUAACAAGUGCCAAUACUGUCGUUUCCAAAAGUGCCUUUCUGUUGGAAUGUCUCAUAAUGCCAUCCGAUUUGGACGUAUGCCAAGAUCAGAGAAAGCAAAACUGAAAGCUGAAGUCCUGACCGGUGAACACGGUGUAGAGAAUUCUGAAAUGGCAGAUCUCAAAUCACUUGCCAAGAGGAUUUAUGAAGCCUAUUUGAAGAACUUUAAUAUGAACAAGGUGAAAGCCAGACUCAUCCUUGCGGGGAAAACCAGUAACAAUCCACCAUUUGUUAUACAUGACAUGGAUACGUUAUGUAUGGCAGAGAAGACGCUCGUGGCAAAGCUGGUGGCCAAUGGAAUCCAGAACAAGGAGGCUGAAGUUCGAAUCUUCCAUUGCUGCCAGUGUACCUCGGUCGAGGCUGUAACGGAACUUACCGAAUUUGCCAAAUCUAUCCCUGGCUUCUCAAACCUAGACUUGAACGAUCAGGUGACGCUGUUGAAAUACGGGGUUUAUGAAGCCAUUUUUGCCAUGUUAGCUUCUGUAAUGAACAAAGACGGGAUGCUAGUAGCCUACGGAAAUGGUUUCAUCACUCGAGAAUUCCUCAAAAGUUUAAGGAAGCCAUUUUGUGACAUUAUGGAGCCAAAGUUUGAAUUCGCAAUGAAAUUCAACGCAAUGGAGCUGGAUGACAGCGACAUCUCUCUCUUUGUGGCCGCCAUCAUUUGUUGUGGAGAUCGCCCGGGCCUUGUAAACAUAGGACACAUUGAAAAGAUGCAGGAGAGCAUUGUGCAUGUACUAAAACUUCACUUGCAGAGCAACCAUCCUGACGACAUCUUCCUUUUUCCAAAACUUCUGCAGAAAAUGGCGGACCUCCGACAGCUUGUCACAGAGCAUGCUCAACUUGUUCAGAUAAUCAAAAAGACUGAAUCUGAUGCACAUUUACAUCCUUUGCUACAAGAAAUCUACAAGGAUAUGUAUUAAGGCUUUUGGGGGGCUUUUGUAUGAUCUGUAAAGACGUCGGCAAUAUUAACAGAUGGGAACAAACUACUUUGCACAAUUUUCUGUGCUGUGCUUUGGUUUCAAAUCACGAGUGAAGCUAAAAAGGGGUUAAACUGGAAUCUUAUUUUUGUACUCAAGAUUGUGUAGUGCUUAUGAAUAGGGCAACGAUCUGGGUUGACUUUAAAUUUGGGCAGCAGUGGGUGAUUAGUUACGCCGACUCUGAAAUCUGCCAAUGGCCGUGGUCUUCCACCCCUCCAGGUGGGACGCACUGAGAAGACAGAAAUAUGUGAUAGAAGUCACAUGUCAUGACAGCCCAUGUAGACAUGUCACGGGUCACCUGCUAGGAAGAAGACAAAGCAGAGUUAUGACCUCACCAGUGUCAAGGUCAGGGCCAUGGGUAGCAGACCAAGACAGCCAUUUCUCAGUGUGCAUUUCCAUCCCGAGGAAACUCUCUGUAGUAAGGAAUAAGACAGGACAGGUGGAUUCAGAGUAACAUGCAUAUGCCCCCCCCACACACACACACACACUAUCCUUUGCCUUCUUUCCCCCCUCACCUGUCCAGCCAGGUGACAUUCCCCUCCUACCGAUGCUCUGAUUCUAGCAUGGGGGCCCCCAGGCGCACACCUGUGAAACUUCAUUUUUAUUGGGAAGCUUUUGUAGAGCAUCGGAGGGCAGACUGGCAGGAGUGGCAGGGGAAACAAAGUG